Scutellospora calospora is the source of this 1161-nucleotide messenger RNA. Lineage: Eukaryota; Fungi; Glomeromycota; Glomeromycetes; Diversisporales; Gigasporaceae. The record is from the annotation of a GenBank genome assembly.
AUGUCUUCUUGUUAUAAUUCAAUUUCUAAUUCUCAUCCAACACCACUUAUUUCACCACCACCUUCUCCUCCUGAUGAAUGCAUUACUCACUUUUUAACCGAUGACCAAAAAGUGCUAAUGAAUGAAGAAGAGUCUAGUCAUCAAUUACAAUCACAGGAUUCUCAAGAACUGGAUUUAACAAAGAUAGAAAUAACUAAUUAUGCUUCAGGAAGUCAGCAUAGAUUCAGAAUGAGAGUUUGUGAUAUUCCAAAAGAACUUAUGGAUUUGAUUAAAGCUUCAGAAAAAAUACCUCGUAACGUUUCAAAAGCGACUGCUGCGCUUACGACAGGAAAUUUGACCGCCAGCUCCGACAUAAUGGGUAGUACAAAGGAUGCAAUCUCCAUAUGCCCCAACAAUGGUCGUGUGACUCCGACGCCAAACCAAACACAAACCACAAAUAUCGAUGAUAAAAGGGGUUCUAUUAAGAAUUCUAUUGAUAAACGUCGACGAAUUAGAAAGAAUCCUUAUCCUACUAAAGCACCAUCAAAAUCAUCACCAGGAAUAACUCUCAAAGUAGAUGUUUUUACACCAUUUAAAGAAGAUCCUCAAGCAUUAUUACAUAGUGAUGAUCCUCCAGUUUCAGAUCCUAGUACACCAUUAUUAUUUUCAGAUAUAUUUUCAUCAGCUGAAGAAACAUCUGAAUCAAGUACACAACGUAAACGUAAAGGAAAUAGUCUUGCAAGAGUAAUGGCAGAUCGAGGUCUUUUAGAAGCAACAUUUACACCAGUAACAAUUGAAGGAGGAGAAGCAAAAACAAUUCGUAUUCCACCACCACCACCAAUGCAAUUUGAAGAAUUAAUGGAAAAUAUAGAUCAAUUAGAUCUUGAUACAGAUUUACUUGAUAGAAUUAAUCCAAAAGUUAAUUGGAAAGGUCAACCACUUACAAUUUCACAUUUACCACAUUUUAAUUCUUUACAUUUAAAAGAAGCACAUGUAGCAUCAACAUUAAGACUUACACCAGUUCAAUAUUUAACAUCAAAAAAUACAUUAGUUUCAUCAGCUAGAAGAUAUACACAAAAAUCACUUCCAUUUCGAAAAAGUGAUGCACAAAAACUUCUUCGUAUUGAUGUUAAUAAGGCUAGCAAACUUUGGGAAUUCUUUAUGCAAGUUAAAUGGAUUUAA